UCUUCUUCCCUAUAACGUCUUAAACCAUUGUACUGUGAAGUUGGGUGAGCAAAGCACAUGGGCUGUCAUUGUCACACUGUAAAUACCACACCCACAUAGACCCACUCUCGUCCUGGUAUCAUCUAUUUCUGUCAAAGAUUUUGACUUUAUGUUACAGACACAACCAUUCAGGAGUCUUCUGAAGAUCUCUCUGUUCGGUUUUGACAUCAAAGGCUGAUUCUUUUUGGGAGUUUUGAGUUCCCUGAGGUCAUUGGUUGUGGAGUACUAGAGUUGCAACUGACAACAAUGGCAGAGGAAGAAGUUGCUAGUCCGAUCCGCCGCGUCCUUCUCAUCUCCGCUGGUGCAAGUCACUCUGUUGCUCUUCUAACUGGUAAUAUUGUUUGCUCGUGGGGACGUGGAGAGGAUGGGCAAUUAGGCCAUGCUGAUGCCGAAGAUCGAAAUUCACCUACACAUUUGAGUGCAUUGGAUGGUCAUGAGAUUGUUUCUCUUACUUGUGGAGCUGAUCAUACUACUGCUUACUCUGUCUCGCGUUUGGAAGUGUAUAGUUGGGGAUGGGGUGAUUUUGGGAGAUUAGGUCAUGGCAAUUCGAGCGACUUGUUUACACCUCAGCCAAUAAAGGCAUUGCAUGGUCUGAGGAUACGUCAAAUUGCUUGUGGAGACAGCCAUUGUUUAGCAGUGACAAUGGAAGGUCAGGUACAAAGCUGGGGGAGGAAUCAAAAUGGUCAACUUGGUCUUGGCACCACAGAAGACUCCCUUGUACCACAGAAAAUUCAAGAGUUUCAGGGAGAGUAUAUCAAAAUGGUUGCUGCUGGUGCUGAACAUACAGCUGCUGUUACAGAAGACGGGACAUUGUACGGAUGGGGAUGGGGACGCUAUGGUAAUCUGGGUUUAGGUGACAGAAAUGAUCGCUUGAUUCCAGAGAAGGUUUCUCUUGCUAAUGGUGAGAAGAUGGUUAUGGUUGCUUGUGGGUGGCGACAUACAAUAUCAGUUUCCUCAUCGGGUCAAAUAUACACAUAUGGGUGGAGCAAAUAUGGUCAACUUGGACAUGGAGAUUUUGAGGAUCACCUUAUACCACACAAGCUGGAAUCCUUGAGUGACAAAUUUAUUUCUGAGGUCACAGGUGGUUGGAGGCAUACUAUGGCAUUAACAUCUGAUGGAAAACUUUAUGGCUGGGGAUGGAAUAAGUUUGGACAGGUUGGAGUUGGUGACAAUGUGGAUCACUGCACCCCUUUGCAAGUCAAAUUUCCCAAUGAGCAGAAAGUAGUAAAAAUAUCUUGUGGAUGGAGACACACACUUGCUGUUACUGAAAGGCAGAAUGUAUUUUCGUGGGGGAGAGGUACAAAUGGACAGCUUGGGCAUGGGGAAUCUGUUGACCGGAAUAUUCCGAAGAUUGUCGAUUCUUUGAGCGCUGAUGGAUGUAGUGGGCAAAAGAUAGAAUCUUCAACAGUUGAUCCGUCAUCAGGGAAAACUUGGGUGUCGCCAUCAGAGAGAUAUGCAAUUGUUCCUGAUGAAACUGUUCGAGGGCAAACAUCAGUUCCAGUUAAAGGAAAUGGCAAUGAUGCAAGUGUUCCUGAAACCGACGGGAAGCGCAUCCGACUUUAAACUUUUAUCAAGUGUACUUAAGAACAUGUUCUGGAAUUAAGGAUAUGACCUAACAGAAGUGCCCUUAUCUAAACGUUGGUCAUAAAUUUCAUUCGACUUGGAAACACAUCACAUGUAACUCUUUCCUUGUUUGAAUGUAGACAUUUUAAACGCUUGUGUUUUGAUAAGUUUUACUAGUGACCAAGGUAGAAAAAAUUUCAAACUAUUGCAACUUGA
Molecule: messenger RNA, 1818 nt
Organism: Argentina anserina (silverweed cinquefoil)
Lineage: Eukaryota; Viridiplantae; Streptophyta; Magnoliopsida; Rosales; Rosaceae
Product: ultraviolet-B receptor UVR8
Exons: 12
Coding region: 286-1602 (438 amino acids)
Source: RefSeq, a predicted model, not a curated record